Messenger RNA from Malania oleifera, 1473 nucleotides. Its product is annotated as fasciclin-like arabinogalactan protein 8. Gene Ontology annotation, cellular component: plasma membrane. NCBI's taxonomy places the organism in Eukaryota, Viridiplantae, Streptophyta, Magnoliopsida, Santalales, Ximeniaceae. The transcript has a single exon. The record is from RefSeq and is a predicted model, not a curated record. The coding region runs from base 31 to 1338 and encodes 435 amino acids.
GCCUCUCUCUCUCUCAUUGUAACGAGCGCCAUGGGUGCAUUACCCUACUUCGUCCCUAUUCUCCUCCUCUCUCUCUGCGUUUCGCAACUCUUCUCCGGCGGCGCCGCCCACAACAUCACGGCGAUCCUGGAGGGCGAGAAGGACUUUAGCGACUUCAACAACUACCUCUCUCAGACGAAGCUUGACGACGAGAUCAAUAGCCGCCAGACCAUCACCGUCCUCGCCCUCAACAAUGCCGCCAUGUCCGCCAUUACUGGCCAGCAGUACUCCCUCGCCGUCAUAAAAAAUGUGCUCAGCCUCCUCGUCCUCCUUGACUACUUCGACGGCCCCAAACUCCACGCCAUCAACAACGGCACCACCCUCAUCACCACUCUCUAUCAGACCACCGGCAGUGCCUCCGACAACGUGGGCUUCGUCAACAUCACCGAUCUCAAGGGCGGCAAGGUCGCCUUCGGCUCCGGCGCCCCCGGUUCCAAACUGAUCUCCAACUAUGUCAAGUCCAUCUAUGAGAAACCUUACAACAUUUCCGUCAUCGAGAUCAGCUCCGCAAUUGUCUCGCCGGAAAUCCUCUCGGCGCCGGCGCCGUCCGGCUCCAACGUCAACUUAACGGCCUUGCUCGUGAAGGCCGGGUGUAAGACGUUUGCGUCGUUGAUUACGUCGACCGGGGUCAUCAAAACGUACGAGUCGGCCGUUGAUAAUGGGUUGACUAUUUUUGCGCCCACGGACGAAGCGUUCAAGGCCGUUGGUACACCUGACAUCAGCAAGCUCACCAACGCCGACACUAUCUCGCUCCUCCUGUAUCACGCCAUCGGCAGUUACUAUCCCACUGGGGCGUUGAAGUCCCAAAAGGAUCCGCUCACCACUCUCGCAAGCAAAAGCGCCGGGAAGUUCGAUCUGACGGUGUCGACCGCCGGCGACGAGGUGAAGCUGAAGACCGGAGUCGAUUCUUCGAGAAUCGCCCAGACCUUGCUCGACUCCACGCCGCUCUGCAUUUUCACCGUGGAUCACCUUCUGCUCCCAACCGAGUUGUUUGGGAAAUCACCUUCUCCGGCGCCGGCGCCAGGGCCCAAGGCUAAGACUUCGCCUUCUCCUUCCCCGGAUGUACAGAAGGCACCGAGCCCGGGGCCGGUGUCUCCGGGACCGGUGUCUCCGUCGCCGAAAGCAGCAUCACCGCCGGCACCUCCCUCGGAGGAGAGCCCGACAGGUUCUCCGGCAGACGCGCCUGGAUCGGAUUCAGCGAACGUGAAGAGCAUGGGCGCCGGUGAAAAAGCGCCGGAGUUUAUCAAGGCCGUGGCCACAGCGUCGGCGACCGUCAUUGUUGCAGCUUUGUUGUCCUAAACCGUAAUUAUGCCCAUUUAUUUGUUUUUAUUUAUUUUAAUUCGAUUUUAUUUUUUGAAAGCGUGGUUACCCGUGACCGUGAUGACUGUUCUUAGAGAGAUUUUUAAUAUAUAUAAAACAUGAAAUUUAUUGAAA